Messenger RNA from Budorcas taxicolor (takin), 1741 nucleotides. RefSeq names its product mucolipin TRP cation channel 2 (gene MCOLN2). The coding region runs from base 1 to 1701 and encodes 566 amino acids. Gene Ontology annotation, cellular component: plasma membrane; lysosomal membrane. The transcript is spliced from 14 exons. Gene Ontology annotation, molecular function: NAADP-sensitive calcium-release channel activity. The record is from RefSeq and is a predicted model, not a curated record. NCBI's taxonomy places the organism in Eukaryota, Metazoa, Chordata, Mammalia, Artiodactyla, Bovidae.
AUGGCUCGCGACGUGGAGGCGCUGGACCUGCCGGCGUGGAGCAGGGCCUCAGGUCCGUCCCAGGGACCCCAGUGCAGAGAUGCAAUGGCUCAUCUUGAUUCUGAGGUGAAAGAAGAACGUCUGAGAGAAGACCUGAGGUUUUAUUUCAUGAACCCUUGUGAAAAAUUCCGAGCCAGACAACAGAUUCCAUGGAAAAUGGGUUUGCAGAUUUUGAAGAUAGUCAUGGUCACUACCCAGCUUGUUCGUUUUGGUUUAAGUAACCAGCUGGUCGUUGCUUUCAAAGAAGAAAACACUGCUGCUUUUAAGCACCUGUUUUUGAAAGGAUAUUCUGGUUCAGAUGAAGAUGAUUACAGUUGCAGUGUGUAUACCCAAGAGGACACAUAUGACAGCAUCUUUUUUGCUAUUAAUCAGUUUCAUCGGCUAAGGAACUUAUCUCUGGGAACCCUUGGUUAUGGAGAAAGCGAAGACAACAGGAUUGCUUUAAAAGUCUGUAAGCAGCAUUACAAGAAAGGGACCAUGUUUCCUUCUAAUGAGACACUGAAUAUUGACAGCGACAUUGAAAUAGACUGCAUUCACCUAGACCUUGAGGCACUCUCCAAGGACCCUCAGGACUGGAAGAAUUCAUCAUUCUUCAGACUGGAAUUUUAUCGCCUCUUGCAAGUUGACAUCUCCUUUCAACUCAAAGGCAUUGACCUGCAGACGAUUCAUUCCCGAGAGCUUCCAGACUGUUACGUCUUUCAGAACAUGAUAAUCUUUGACAAUAAAGCUCACAGUGGCAAAAUCAAAAUCUAUUUUAACAUUGAUGCCAAAAUCGAGGAAUGUAAAGACUUGAAAAUCUCUGGAUCUAUUCAGAAAAACACUCAGUAUGUCCUGGUGUUUGAUGCAUUUGUCAUUGUGAUUUGCUUGGCAUCUCUUAUCCUGUGCACAAGAUCCAUUGUUCUUGCGCUGAGGUUACGAAAGAGAUUCCUAAAGUUCUUCCUGGAGAAGUACAAGCGACACGUGUGUAAUGCCGACCAGAGGGAAUUUAUCAACCAAUGGUAUAUCCUGGUGAUUAUCAGCGACCUCCUGACAAUAAGUGGAUCCGUGUUAAAAAUGGAAAUUAAAGCCAAGAAUCUCACAAACUACAAUCUGUGCAGCAUUUUGCUUGGAACGUCUACACUCUUUGUCUGGGUUGGCGUCAUCCGAUACUUGGGUUACUUCCAGGCAUAUAAUGUGCUCAUUUUAACAAUGCAAGCCUCAUUGCCAAAAGUUCUUCGCUUCUGCGCCUGUGCUGGUAUGAUCUAUUUGGGUUACACCUUCUGCGGCUGGAUUGUCUUAGGACCGUAUCACAACAAGUUUGAAAAUCUGAACACGGUUGCUGAGUGUCUGUUUUCUCUGGUCAACGGUGAUGACAUGUAUGCGACCUUUGCUCACAUCCAGCAGAAGAGCCACUUGGUGUGGCUGUUCAGUCGCCUGUAUUUAUAUUCCUUCAUCAGCCUUUUCAUAUACAUGAUUCUCAGCCUUUUCAUUGCAAUUAUUACAGACUCUUAUGACACCAUUAAGAAAUACCAACAGAAUGGGUUCCCUGCCACGGAUCUUCAGGAAUUCCUGAAGGAGUGUAGUAGCAAAGAGAAGUGUCAGGAAGAGUCACCAGCCUUCCUGUCCAGCAUCUGCUGUCUGAGGAGGAAUAGAAGUGAUGACCAUUUGAUACUUAUUAACUGAAAUCCUCCUGCUGACGAUGAUCAAGUUUCAGGUCUCCAUA